Molecule: messenger RNA, 1071 nt
Organism: Oldenlandia corymbosa var. corymbosa
Lineage: Eukaryota; Viridiplantae; Streptophyta; Magnoliopsida; Gentianales; Rubiaceae
Source: the annotation of a GenBank genome assembly
AUGGUGUGCAUGAUGUUGGCCAGAGUACCGUUCAGAAAUUCUUCUCGUCGCCCCUUAUCUAAAUGGGUUCUUCACUUCUUGUCCGAUUCGAAUUCUUUCCAAAGAGAAUAUUUUCCUGGGCCCUCUAGAGUGUCUCAUUUUAGACACAAUUACACAAGUUCAUACAAGAGUGUUAGGCAGCAAGAAAGCCCCUUUUCAGAAUUUGAGAAAGUUUCAUUAUUGAUUGGAAGAUCCCCAUCAUUUUUGCCUUUACUCAAUGUUUCUUCAAGAUGGCUACAAGUUAAAGGCGUAAGUUAUACUUCAGUAGAGAUUAAGACUGAUGAAGAUGUUGUGAGGUUUAGUGUAGGUGAUUCUGAAGUCAAAAGAAGUGAAUCCCAUAGAAAAACAAACAGGGCAACCAGAAAGGUUAAGAAGAUGUCCAGAAAAGCAAAACUGAAUGAGCUUAAAUUCUAUAGGUUGAUGGCCAAAAAGAAAAUGAAAUCUCCUAACCCAGAAGUUAGGAUGAGAUACAAACUUGAGAAGGCGAAAAGGAAGGAAGAAUGGCUGAUUGAGAAACUUAGGAAAUUUCAUGUAAUCAAAGCUCCUCCCGAAGCUUAUGAUCCUGAAAUUUUGACUGAAGAAGAGAAGUUUUACCUUAAGCGCACUGGUGAGAAAAAGAAACACUACGUGCCUGUGGGCAGGCGAGGUGUGUUUGGGGGUGUUGUUCUUAAUAUGCACCUACACUGGAAAAAGCAUGAGACAGUUAAGGUCAUUUGCAAACCUUGCCGGCCUGGUCAGGUUUACGAGUAUGCGGCAGAGCUGUCUCGAUUGAGUAAAGGGAUCGUAAUCGACAUUAAACCUAACAAUACCAUACUAUUCUACCGUGGGAAGAAUUAUGUUCAACCAGAUGUUAUGUCUCCUCCAGAUACACUAUCGAAAGCUAAGGCCUUAGAGAAGUAUAGACUUGAGCAGUCCUUGGAGCAUACGAGUCAGUUUAUUGAGAAAUUGGAGAAAGAGCUGGAAGAAUAUCAUGAACACAAGGCGCGUUACAAGAAAGAGAAGGAGAAAACCUCAUUUGAGUUCAACUAUUGA